AUAAGGUUGUCAAAUUCACAACCACCACCCCAGAAUCCCGAGCACCAUCUUCAAUAAACACCUCUCGCCUCUUAGUAAUCUUAGCAAACGAAGAUGAACCGGAACUUAUCAUCAACUCAGUGCCUCCACUUCUCCACUCUCCCUUCUCCGUUUACCCAGCUCACUCUAAGGAUAUCCAAAGGACGCUUUAUAAACCAGCCACAUCCUAAGAAGCAUCCAAUCCCAAUUUCCUGCGUCGGGACCCGAAUAUCCAGAAGAGCAUCGAAGGGUAGGAUGCAGAUGGAGACGAGAGACCUUGUCCGGGUUCUACUGAGGAAAUUUGGUGACAAAGAGCCGUUGGUGAAGACAUUGGACAAACACGUUAAGGAAGUGAGAACCGAGCACUGUUUUCUUCUAUUUGAAGAGCUUGGAAGGACUGAUAAGUGGCUUCAAUGUCUUGAGGUUUUCAGGUGGAUGCAAAAACAAUGCUGGUAUGUAGCAGAUAAUGGUGUGUAUUCUAAGUUGAUAUCAGUAAUGGGAAAGAAAGGGCAGAUCAGAAUGGCAAUGUGGCUUUUUUCUGAAAUGCGAAAUAGUGGGUGCCGGGUUGAUGCUUCUGUUUACAAUGCCCUCAUUUCUGCUCACCUCCAUUCCCGGGAUAAGGUAAAGGCUUUGGAAAAAGCUCUUGCCUACUUUAAAAAGAUGAAAGGCAUGGAACGGUGUAAACCUAAUGUUGUGACCUAUAAUAUUCUGUUGAGGGCUUUUGCUCAAGCUCAAAAUGUAGCUCAAGUUAAUUCCCUGUUUGAAGAUCUUAAGGAGAGGAUAGUUUCCCCUGAUAUCUACACAUUUAAUGGUGUGAUGGAUGCAUAUGGGAAAAAUGGGAUGAUCAAAGAAAUGGAGUCUGUGCUUUCUCGGAUGAAAAGCAAUCAGUGUAAGCCCGAUGUUAUUACUUUCAAUUUGCUCAUAGAUUCUUAUGGGAAAAAGCAAGAAUUUGAGAAGAUGGAACAAGUGUUUAGGAGCCUCUUGCGAUCCAAGGAGAAACCUACCCUGGCUACAUUCAAUUCAAUGAUUAUAAACUAUGGGAAGGCUCGGUUAAAAGAAAAGGGAGAAUCUGUAUUCAAGAGAAUGACUGAUUUGAAAUAUGCUCCAAGUUUCAUCACAUAUGAGAGUCUUAUAGUGAUGUAUGGACGCUGUGACUGUGUCUCCAAGGCUAGGGAAAUAUUUGACAGAAUAGUUGAAUCUGGAAUGGAGAUGCGGGUUUCAACCCUAAAUGUGAUGCUUGAUGUAUACUGCAUGAAUGAUCUUUCCAUGGAAGCAGAUAAACUUUUCAAGAAUGCACCUGACAUGGGGGUGCUUCCAGAUGCAUCAACAUAUAAACUUCUCUAUAAGGCCUACACUAAGGCGAACAUGAAGGAGCUUCUACAACAAUUAUUAAAGCAAAUGGACAAAGAUGGUAUCGUCCCUAAUAAGCGGUUCUUCUUGGAGGCUAUGGAAGCUGUAGGGUCAGUGCUGCCUUCUUCUGAUUCUGCUAGUGCCAAAACUAGUUUCAAGAGGCUGGAGAGAGGUGCAAAAACUGAGGUGAAAAUAAGUGAUUGACUAGUUUGUCUUUUCUUCUUACUGUUUUCUUGUUAAGCUGAGAUUGAAAAGGCAAAGCUUGUGUUGGAUGGUUUUGAUCUGAAGACUUUCAACCAGUUUCUGCACUGUUGAGUUGACUGCUCAAGCUCCAUUGAUGUGGUAUGCACUUUCAACUUAUUUUUUAAAGUCUAUACAUGCAAAUUCCCUGGU
This is a messenger RNA of Carica papaya (papaya), 1761 nucleotides long. Lineage: Eukaryota; Viridiplantae; Streptophyta; Magnoliopsida; Brassicales; Caricaceae. The record is from RefSeq and is a predicted model, not a curated record.